AUGGUGUGCCUUCGUAUCGUUGCAGACUCUCGUUCUCCUUGGGGUUUCACAAAUACGCACCAAUCCUGCCGUCAGCCCAGCUGUCCACAUCACUUGAGCUGGAGGUCUGCACUAGAACUGAAGGUGCGUUUCAGUGGAGCACCGGUUGGCUGUACAUCUCCCAUCCACGGCGCUAAGGACAGUAGUCCUGUAGCGUUUCCGUAUCGGUUGCGUAUUUGCCGUUUGAUGUAUAAGCCACUGCCACACGGGAGUUGCAAAUUGGAUCCGCGCCAUCAUCGAAACCGUCGACUGGCGCUGGUCAGAAAGAGGGCCAUACAGCUAACGCAAACGUUUGCCGCUCGUCGUGCCAUACCACAGUACUUUCAGAAGCGCAUAAAGCAAAAAUUACUUACCAGAAAAAGUGCUUUGCCGAUAAAACGUUUGACCGAAAGUGCUCCAUCCGUGCGGGAACAGUCUGUUGGCAACGGAGAGAAAGGUUUGGACGAAACAAGGCCCGAAACACCGGAAGUUGAACCUUGUGACACCAACAAUCCAACAGAGGAAGCGGAUUCAGCUGAAACAGACACUCUUGAAACACGUAUCGGUACGGAUAGCUUAGACAGUAGAGUUGUUACUGUUGCAUCACCUCAGAGAUCCGCCGUAGAUCGGGUAGACGCGCUCAAAACCUUCAAGGAAUACUACUCAAUACAGUGCGCCAUUAGGCUACUUCUUUCAAUGUUGCAGGAACGAAUGGAAGAGGUAGAAACGAUGCAGAAGAUAAUUAUUCCCGCUUGCAAAGAAGAAAUGGUAGUCGAGGCUUCACCCGUGAUUGCGCAUGACACCGAAGUCAACGAAGGUUUGGACGACAAUGAUCUAAAUGGGAAUGAAGCUUCGGUUAAGAACGAACCCAAUAGAACACCUGAGCAUACGAUUACGGAUUUCGAUCCCAAUAAGGAAAAUAAUAUGCCGCUAGUGAGUGCCGUGGAGGCGACGUCUCCGGCAACGGUUGCCUUAAAUCGCAUGAACAGCACCCCCACUAAAGAGGAACCCAAAGAGGACACCAAACCGUACAGCUUUCUGGAAAUAUCCAAAACGGACAUACUCGAUCCAUCCUACACUUGCGAUAUUGAGCUGGAACCACUGGAGGAACGCAAAAACCGCUCUAUCGUAGAUUCGCUACUCAACAAAUUCAAUCUAUCGCCGCCGGUAAAGGCUUCAGUACCGCCCUCAUUUUCCGACAACGGCAUGGAUACCAUCGACGGACGCCGUAGCUUGCGAGAUCGUACCAAAAUUGCCGCUAGGCCAAGGUACAGUGAAAUACCGGAGGAACCGCGCAAGAUGCGCGUCUCGAAGGUGUUCGGGAAGCUGCACAAAACGCUCAACAUUGAGCUCGACUGCACAAACUCCAACUCGUCGACGGAGUUCUAUGGGUUCGAUGAGGGUGAAGUGGUUAAGCUGGAUAAACCGAGCCUGCCCGGCCUGUUGCCUACACCGAUUGUUAAGAAAUCACAGCCAUUUGCGCCAUUCCUCACGUACGGCAGCAGUAUGGAGGCAGAACAUGCAAAAGGCGAUAAUGAAACGCGAAGUGAUCUUUUCCGCGAAGAAGGAUUGAUAUCGUUCGGUUCGGUACCACCACGGCUAGAGUGUCCACAGCGUCCAAACGAUAUGGUUAGACCGCGAACAGUCGCACAAAAGCGCAUACUGGUACAGCGGGAAAACGAUAUUAGGUACCUGAUGAUCGAUAAUGAAUCAAAAAUUUUCCAUUUUCUGAAAAAGCGUAGCAGGAACAUCGAUGUAGCGCUCGACUUUUGUCGCAUGAAAGAGCUGCAGGAUCAACCGAUACCAUUCACCCACAGCACAUGGCGAGCGCUGGCGUGGCUGCGGACAGAAAAAGGAAACUACUAUUUCCAAACAGUGACUAUUGACAAUCGGACGAUUAGGCUUUCCGGAUGCCGAGGCAACCAUAAAAUGAAAUCUCUUUCAAAAAACUCACUAUACUCUAGUCCGGUGAUAGCGUCCCGUGGUCAUCGUUACCAUUACGUAAACAACUGUCACUGUCCGGCUCUUCCUGAAGGAGUAAUAUUAAAUAUCACGCAAGAAAAUGCCACUCAGAACAAAUACGAAAAGGAAGUAUCUGAGCAAAGGUUUCUACCGUAUGACAGCAGCAAAUAUCUAUAUCGCAGCUCGUCCAGCAAUACCGGGUACCAAAGCAAACGUUCCUAUCCGGGCACCAAACCAGGCCCCCUGUCCUCGAAAUGUCUGCAACCUUCGCCGGAUGAAGACCCGUGUCUUGGACCGUUGGAAAUUUUUAAAAUGCCAAAGGUGGAGCUUGAGGUAUUUCCGAAAAUAAAUCGCCCACUGGAUGGUUUCGUAAAACCAUAUUUGAAAAUGAUACUACCCCAUGACGAUAUAACUGAGAACUGGGCACGAUUUGCCGUCUCCACCUUAACUACUCCCAAGGAGGAACCGAAAGAGGAUAACAAGUGUACAGAUGAAAGCGAGGAGCGAUCUUUCGUUUUCGAGUUACCGUACACUAAUGAUCAACACCGGAUGUUGGUAAGAAGGCGUCUACUGGCGUGUCCCGGUUCACCGAUGAGCGUUGACGUUACACGCUUUACGAAACUUAUGGACGAGAAGCUAACGUUUCGGACUGCAAUUGACGAAGCAUUAGCGCGUGGAGAACGGGAUCAAAUCGAUACGGAUGAGUUAGUGUGUGCAGAUAUGCUUAGCGCCAUCACGGACUCGGUGGCCAUCGCUCUAGCAGAAGACGUGCUCGUGAAGGACGAUCCGGAUAUCGAAUACGCGAAAAAGAAAGACGAUAUUCGUGUGUAUCAUGAGCAAAUGAGCAUGCCCAUAAAAAUCGAAACAUCGUCGGAGCCCGUGAAGUCUAGAAAUCCAUCGCCUUCAGUUGCUGCACCCAACGAUGUUGGCUCGGAUGCAGACACUAUGGCUGCUGUCAAUGGCAAUGGGCCUGAAUGUAGCAAAACGAUCGAUGCUGCCAAGGCGAAGCUACUGUGUAUUGACGCAAUAAACGUUUCCCCCUUCCCCACUAGCCGAGAAAUGAAACGUCUCAACGCAACCAUUAUCGAAGGACCCAGUGAACCUACGCAGAGUCCUUUCGAACCUGGCCGACAACAACGGUGCGAUCCUCUAUACUGUUCCAAAGGCUGCAUUUGCGAUGUGCUGUACAGUUCGCAAUCCGUAUCGGUAGCCAAUAUUCAUCGGAAACAACACUGCGGUCAGAUUGAUUGCAUAUUCGGGUGUAAUUGUGGUUUCGCCGAAUCAUCUAACAUGUCAUAUCCAUCCAAGGUGGACCUCGGGGAUGAUGAAGAAGGUGAUACUUCGCUGUCCAGAGCGGAACAGAGAUACCUUCGGGAGAAAGCUACGGCAUGUCUGGCGAAGGAAGAACGUGAAUUCACCCCGACCGUCAUACUGACCAAAAACACAACGGUACUAGUGCAGAAUAAGGAAUCUGAAUGCAGAAGGCUGAAGAAAAAACCGAAAAAGUAUGACGAUUACUACAACGAUCAGAGCGUCCAGUGUUUGCUGAACGGUGGCAGCGUGAAGGAUGUGUCUGGAUACAUUAGUAAACCUCCUCCCAACGCGAAACCAUUGACGAAGACUGAAAGAAUGCGGCAUGCGCACGUCUUGCUGAACAAACUUCCACAGUUGGCCGAUAUCGAACCGCUAUGCAUGGUUCACGAUCUUUAUCGAUGCUUUUGUGGUGGUAAAGCGACCCAAGGCAAACCGUUUUCGUUCACCGAGGAAAACUGUAUUCCAAUUGCGUCAAAAUCAUCUGAGGGGCCCUCGCUGGUCGGCACUUCGUUUGAGAUGACAUCCAGUGGUCGUAUGACGAAAGGUGGCAGUCAAACAUUGGCAAAACUGCGCAACAAAGACCAGGAAGUGGUAGAAUCCCGAAUCGAUACUACAAACUGUUUGUCUCCGCUGAUAAACGUCCGGAAACGAUUGUACUCUUUCGAAAAACCGCAGGGCGACCGCAAUGAUGGAAAGGUAAUGAAAACUCAACCUGGACCAAUACAACGUAGAAGGCGUGAUAGUUCUGAAGAAUCAUAUAAACCACCAUACGAGCGGAAAACGGCCAAAAAGAGCAGCAAAACAGCGAAUGAUACUUCGUCGGUUUCGUUUGGUGGUACCAUCCGAGCACGGCGCGCAUCGGUCGCACCAGGGUAUAUAUUAGCCCAGCAAGAUUUGACUUCACGGCGACCAUCAGCGGCAACGCAGCCAGCCCACAAACAACUCUCUCUGGCCAUGAGACGAGCAUCUGUAGCUUCGCCUCACUUAAUGGGACAGAAACCAGUAAAAUCUUCCAGCGCGUCAUCUCGCCAAAGCGAAGCGUUUGAACAUAACACUGCAGACAAUUCACUUUACACCAUUGUUAAACCAACAAAAGCUUCUGGAUCGUCCAAAAUCAAUAAUCUCAUCCUGAAACGCGUGACUUCACAAACUGCGAUGUCCCAACCGGCAACGGUGCCGAAACUAGCGAAAUCAUCGACACCGCCGAAAGCUGCAAAACAAACCACAAAAACACUUAUCAAAGCAGAGACUAAUACAUUAAGCGUCCCCGGAUUUUCUGUCCGAAAACAGAUGUCAGUGCGUGAACUAAAACAGCUAAUGAUGAGAGAAUGUAAGAAUGCAAAUGCAGAGGAAAACGAUGCACCGAUAGCUUCUAGCAGUAAGCCGACAGCACCUCCUGUGGUUUACAUUUUACUGGCUGAUAGCGAAGAAAACAUUGACAAUGAACCGCAGCUAAACAUCCUUACCGAAGGUAGGAAGAAACUAAUCAUCAACGGCACACGCAGAUCGUUUGUUGAGAGCACCGAAUUUAAGAAUGGUUAUCCACCUGCACGUACCAUCCAAUGCAGGAAUCGCUCCGUUUAUAUCGUGCAAAUGGCAACCGACAAAGAGACUGUACCGGAAGGGAAAUCAAAUACGAACCAAACACUGGUCAUAAAAAAUGUCAAGUCACUGCGCCAGAACACUGAAUCGGACGCCUGUAGCAGCAGCACGUUCAAGGAUGAUCCAUCCAGCAAUGAUGUAAAGCAAUUCAGUAUUGCAUCGAAACAGAACCAUCCGAUUCAAUCGCAGGAAGGGGCCACUACGGAGGAAAAAACAGACCGUCUGCUGUGUUCGUUGAUGUGUCAUAUUAACGAGUUGCUUCGACGUAACAACCUAGACCUCAGCCCGGGCAAGAAAGGCAUCUUGCACAUCUGCCGCUGGAAACAUUUGCUUAGCACGUUCGUGCUUGGGGAGAUUGAUGUAAUGGAUCUAACGCUUACAGACGGAACCGUCAUGACAAUUAUUACCAAAAAUCCGUCCGAACAGCAGCUGAUGCCGAAUGUGAAAUAUCGGUUCAGCGCGAAGCGACUUACGAUCGACAAAAUGUUGGACUACGAGCAACCGUCGCUGCUGAUGAAAAUGAUAGUGUGUCAGGUUGACAACGUGAAGCUGAGCAAUCUGGCAUUGGUGCUGUACGGUAAUCAAAAUUUCUGGCACUUUUGUGGUUUCCUCAAGGCUAACGAAAAGAGCUUCAAGUCAGAUUCCAACGUGCCGAGAAAUCCAUCGAAACAUGCUAGUGCAAAGAUCAAAAUGCGCCUGAAGGAAUACUACCAGAAAACGUCCCCAAACAGAAAUCCGAUGGGUAGCAUCCGCGCCCGAAGUGAGCGUUCAUCCUUACCACAUACGGUCAACCUGCAAGGGCAGCAACAAAGCAACAAUCAGACGCCUUCGACAGUUUCGCUUAGCACGCAAUCUAACAUUGAAAUCCUACGCAAAGGUCUGCAACAGGUGCACUUUCCGCUGGGGAUACUUCCGGGUUUAGUGGGCAAUGCCGGCGGUUGUCGCUGGAUGCGGUUAAAAAUCGAGAACGAUUUUAGCCACAUGUACCUACCGAGUUGGCAAUGUUGCAUUACGUACGGUACAAUAAAGAAGGCGAUAUACGAUGCAAAUCGAAUGGCCAAACCAAUCAGCCUGGAGACACCAAUCCCGAGGGAGCAACUUAAAACGCAGCUGCUACCUUACGUCUACGCUUUGCCUAAGGAAGGACAUGCGCUUUUCCUCGGCCCGUACAAGAGCUCAGAGACCAAAAUAGAUGUGAUACUCUGUCAGAGUGUGUCGGGUAGCUUGUACGAAAGGGAGGUGUACGAGCGGCUCCACGGUAUUGCGUCGAAUGGUAACCCAAAAAAAACCUCAGGAUGGUGGGUCGAUGCAAUUACUUCACGGGUUGCUUCGGUAGAUAUGCGGGAUGUACUGGACAUAAAACAUAAGCCGACAGUGGAUGCAAAGAAAACUAGUGUCCCGAACGCACCGACAACUACCCAACGAUCUCUGCUCAAACGUAAUAACGUCUCAGCGACAGCAACCUCUGCAACGCCUAACGAAGCAACUAUCAUUGACAAAAGGGCAGAGAAAAAAAGGUUCGAUGAAGUUACUAUUAAGGACGAUUCAGACAGCGACGACGUGGUUGUGCUGGAUUCGAAUGUAAAUGAUGAGCUCACGAUAUUGCCAGCCAAGGAAAUUGUGGAACAGGAAAGCAACGUUGUUAAUGGACAACACCCGCGCAAAGAGUUCUCUGUUGAACAUAAUGCAGUAGAUCUGUUAAAGCUGGUAAAAGGGACGAUGAAACAAAAUCAGCGGAAGAAACGCGAAAUAGCCCUAAGCUUAGAGCUACAACGCGCUUCGUCAACUAAACUAGCUCUAACACCACUAGCCGAUGGAGGUAACGAUGCGAACAGAAAGCGAAGUAUAGUCGGAGGGCCCCCAGCGGCUGAGUUUGCGAUGCCUGCCAAGGUUCCUCGUCGCUCGGACACUUUGACACAGAAUGAAAGUGCAUCCUUACAUCAUCUGCAGCAGUUGAAUAGUACAAUUCAGCGGAACAAUUUCAGGCGACUAUCGGUGUCGGGCCCACAGCUGCUGAAAACGGCUUCAACUAUGAACUGCAACAAUGGCACCAUUUCUAUCACUCCUCUCAGAUCAACGGAAACGACAGUGCCGGCUACAAAGCCACAUACUUCUGUACGACAAUCGCAUACAUUAAAUAGUCAGGCGCAACCGGAACUGAGAAUAACCCCGAAUAGUGUAACCCACAACAUCGGCUUUAGACGAUUAUCGUUGUCAGACCCUCAGGCAUUGAAAACAGCUUCCGGUAUGAUGCGCUCCCAUGGUACCAUUACUAUCACUUCUAUAAAAGCUCCGGAAACGACAGUUCCAGCAAAAAUGGCUCAACAUCCAGCUCGACCAUCCCAUACAAGCGGAUCGAGCGUAUCAAUCACCACCGUCGAGAAUAAGCAAUUAACGACUCGAGCGCCGAUACCGAGAUCUAGAUUAAACUCCGUUGCCGUUGAACGUUUCAAUCGAACACCGCCGACAAUGCUUCAGGUAGACGAGCAGGAGAACGAUGUUGUUUUGCUCGAUGACGACGAUGAUGAUGAAAUGGUGGACAAUCGUGCGGUGAAGACUUCUGGCCAAACCGAAUGUGCAAAACGCUUGAUGCAAAGGAACUCGGGCGAUGUGUUAAACGGUAUUGCUACCCAAGCAGCCGGGCAACAAACGUUACUCACUAAGGAGCAGCUAGCCCUGAUAUCCCGCAAAUUAGAUCUUAAGAAGACGGGACAACAGGAUGGCUACAAUUACAACAGCGCAGAAGGUGUACUGAAAAUUUCCCGCUCUCUGUUAAACACUCUCCAAAGGGAUGGGAUUUUACAACAAUCCGUUGGUAACGAAGCAGGUAGCUCGUCGGUUGGUAGCGAAUUGCCCAGUAGUGAAAAUGUUGUUAGUGUCGCUUCGAAGUCUAGACCGGUUAACGCAACUAAGGCGGCUACGCCAUCGACGACGACCAUCACGAUGCCUCGCAUGAAGGUCGUACCACGGUUGUCAGUUACACCUGCAUCGACUAAAAGGCCAUCCGACAGCGGUACUGGUAUCGGUGCCACCGUACAGUCCGGUGCCUCUGGCCCAAACCCGGCUAUCAACUUGAAGUACCUGAACGACGAACAAAAGGAGAAAAAAAUAACAUCCGAACCACACACAAAGGGCGUGCUGGAAUCGAAAAUUCCUGGACUCGGACUGGUGGAGGCCAUACGGUUCAACAACCAAGAGGUGAUCAUAAACUUAAAGGAGCUCACCAUAAAGAAACAGCUGGUGAGCGUUCCAAAUCUCGAGGCCGCUGUCACAUUGCUAAAUCAGUUUAUCCACCGCAAUACGUACGCGUUUAAGCCGCUGGACCUUGUCAUCAAGUGGCAGUUCAAAGAGCGAACAACCGUGGUGAAAACAGAGGAAAAACUGACCAGCAUUAUCAGCCAGUGUUGUCUCAUCACGCCGUAUGGAUUGGUUAACCUGUUCAAGUCGGAGCAGAUAGAAAUGAUAAGACAUAACGCACCGGGAUUGUACGAAGAUGUAUUGAAGAUGAAGCUAUCCAUGCUGUGCUUGGACAAAAAGAGCUACGAGGAAGCAAAGUGUCAUGAGAACGAGGACAAAAUAUAUGAACGGGCCUUGUAUACUAUUAAAUCACUGGAGAAGAAGCGACAGCAUUUGUUGCAACAGGUCAGUCAGUUUGGCAAACAGGUGAAAGCUAAUGAAAAAAAGGUUAGAGAUCUUAAACAAGCCUCUGUAUCGACGAAGACAAACAAUGCAGCAUCCGGUGGCAGUCAGGAAUCUGUGAUUGUGAUUGAUGACGACUAAUGAUGGAGAUGCUGAAAAGAGCAGCAGGUUUUAAGUUAUACACCGUCUCGUGUAUAGCCUGGACAUCGUAUGCAUGUGUGAACAGUCAAUAACGCACUAAUGGUAUAGACAGUUCCGUUUCCUUUUGUGGCGCAAAUCGAAGGAAGCACGUUCAGCUAGAUCAUCAUUAAUUGUUUAAUUUACACUAUAGCUAAUUUUAUGUAUGUUCAUAGUUCCUUCCUAUGUGGUUAAACUAAAAAUAAAGCAAUUCUAACAAGAGUACGUAAAUUCCAUGGAAAUGACAAAAUGCGUUAUCUCUUCUUCAAUGUAGAUGUACAGGAUCCAUAGUGUUG
Messenger RNA from Anopheles moucheti, 9008 nucleotides. RefSeq lists its product as uncharacterized. The record is from RefSeq and is a predicted model, not a curated record. Lineage: Eukaryota; Metazoa; Arthropoda; Insecta; Diptera; Culicidae. The transcript is spliced from 6 exons. Bases 1 to 8676 code for a protein of 2891 amino acids.